Messenger RNA from Annulohypoxylon maeteangense, 3482 nucleotides. RefSeq lists its product as uncharacterized. The transcript has a single exon. Lineage: Eukaryota; Fungi; Ascomycota; Sordariomycetes; Xylariales; Hypoxylaceae. Gene Ontology annotation, molecular function: ATP-dependent DNA damage sensor activity; ATP hydrolysis activity; ATP binding. The coding region runs from base 352 to 3291 and encodes 979 amino acids. The record is from RefSeq and is a predicted model, not a curated record. Gene Ontology annotation, cellular component: mismatch repair complex. Gene Ontology annotation, biological process: mismatch repair.
CAAAUCUGGUUACCGAAAAAGCACAGACCAAUGAAACUAUCCGAAAAUGGUCCCUGCUUGCCCCCAAUUUCUGAGGCUGAUGAAUUCUCCACUUUCAGUUGAGCCUGGAACAUUUAAAAUUACGUCAUCAGCUCCCCAUCCAAGGAUUUGAUGUAGGGAAUGUCCACUUUCGUCCUCCUUUAACUUCGAUGUUUCAACCUUGAACUUAAUAGUCUAUGCCUUUUACCUAAACUAGAAUUGUCCAACUUUCAUGACUACAGCUAAAGUCUAAAGCACAUCUCAGCAUGGAAAUUAUGAGACGACUGGACGAACGAUGAAGAUGAGAAACGAAGAAGAUUCUCCUGCUCAGCAAUGUCUAUCCAGCAUUUGCCGGAACAUGUCGUUGCCCAAAUCAAAUCAUCUACCACCAUAACCUCGCUUAACAGUGUCGUACACGGCUUGGUCAAGAACUCGCUCGACUCUGAAGCUACUAAAAUUACUAUUUCUAUCGAUUAUACGCGAGGAAAUUGCUCGGUUGAGGACAAUGGCUUAGGAAUUCCACCUAGCGAAUUUAGGUCCUCUGGUGGUCUCGGCAAAUUGCAUUAUACCUCUAAAUUUCCUGCUCGUAACGAUAUUCAUGGCCGACAUGGUACCUUUAUUGCAUCCGUAGCUAGUUUAUCGUUGCUGUCCAUUACAUCGCAUCAUCAUGGCUAUCGUUCUCACAACACAAUUAAAAUCCACAACGCCGAAAUCUUGGCACGGCAUAUCCCUGCGUUACCGGAACAAAGGUUGCUAAGCUUCACUCAUGGGACUCGAACAACCGUUCGAGACCUUUUUGGAUCGAUGCCGGUGAGAGUCAAACAGAGGGCUAUCGACGCUGAAAGAGGCGUCCAUGCGAAGGAUUGGGAAAGGCUUAAACGUGGUCUUGCAGCCUUGUUACUUGCUUGGUCAGGCCAGGUAUCCGUAUCGCUUCGAAGCCCCAUAGACCAGCGUAAUUUUUCAAUUCGAAUACCCGAAGACGUCUCAGUGCUCGAAGGCAAGGGGAAUGAGAUCAUCGACCUCACUACUCGUGUUUCGCGGGUAUUAUUCCAAGCUCAUCUUUGUGAUGAACAUUCACGAGAUCAAUGGGUUCCCCUUAAAGCAUCGACCGGUUCAAUUUCUAUCGUAGGGGCAAUAUCGCUAGUUCCAAUCAUAUCUCGACAGGUGCAGUUUAUCAGCAUAGGUAUUCAGCCCGUCUUUAAUGAACGCGGCUCAAACGUUCUUUAUGAGGAGGUUAAUCGAUUAUUUGCCCAUUCUAGCUUCGGCGUAGAAGAAAAUAGCGGCAGUGUCGAUGAGGAUGAACAAAAUAAGAGAGCUAAGGAUCGCCGAUUCAAAACAGAUCGAUACACCAAUCAAGAGCUUAGAGGUAGGAAAGGGGUCGAUCGGUGGCCUAUGUUCUAUAUCAGGAUCAAUUUUGAAGAGCAGGAUCUCCGACUUGCUACCAGUGACAUAGAAGGCUUUUUUAGCGAGCGCCACCAAGAUUUGAAGGCGAUCGUUGAUAUUCUAACUGCGGUAAUCUACGAAUUUCUUAAAGCACACCACUUUCGCCCAAUAUAUUCUAAACCCCGCAUGGUUCUAUCUGAACAUUCAAAUCUUCGGGAUAGACAUAGCAGAUCGGGAUCUAGAGAUUCUACACUAAGGGUAGAUUCUAGGAUGGGCCGGAUUCGAACGUCUCGAGCCUAUUCCUCGGUUGGAGAUCUAGCUAGUACCCGACUUAAUAUUGAUCUUAGUACCUCUCACUUAAGACCCGAGUCUCCAUUCGAUUCAUGGACGCGUAUCAAGUCGGGACAGCCGCAAUAUGCUCAUUUACACAAGAACACCCUCUCAGGCCAAGAAGCUAGAGAACAUGGCCAUAGCGAAACUCCCAUGGUAGAGAAUGGCGACGACAUAGAAGACGCUCCCUUAGUUGCACCAGAUGGUGCGUUGCUACGUUUCCCUUUUUCUGAUGUCGAAACGGAUAUGUCUGAAGUCUGUCAGAGGAGUACUCUUGAAAAAGACCUUGAGAAAGGACGAUCUACUGUUGAAGAAAAUGCAGGAUUUGUGUGGACAAACCCAACGACCAAAGAAAUAUUUUCGAUCGACGACCGAACUGGUCUAGUAAUACGGCCUCGGAUGAAUGUGGAUGAAACGCCUCAUGUUGGACGUCUACCAUCGAGAAAGAAACUACGUACAAACACCAAUCCGGUUACUAAAGACGAGAGGAGCAAAUGGCUAGGUGAUCUCUUGUCAUCCUGGGAUAAUCCUGUAUUUCCGACGCAAGAACCACCAAUCCCAGUUGCAUUCGACGAAGCAAAGGCGUUAGCCCUAGAAACGAAGGCGUCAGGCGACUGCUGCCAUGGGUCCAACUUCGAACCGUCGGACCUUGCGCAGAACUCUCAUAACAUUGGGGGGAGGUUAUCUAAGGAUGACCUAAGGAAUGCCCAGAUCAUAGCACAGGUCGACCGAAAAUUUAUCUUGGCCAAGGUUCCUUUAUCCUCGACUUCAUCCAAAAUAGAUGAAAAUGGCCCGAGUGGAUCUUCAUUACUUGUCAUGAUUGAUCAACAUGCAGCGGAUGAGCGGUGUCGGGUUGAAGUCUUAAUGAAGGAUUAUUUUGUGGUUUUGGAGAGCGAUAUCAUAUCGUCAACAGAGCAGAAUCAUCAAUCAGUCUAUGCCCAAGCAUUGCCGUUAGAGAAGCCCAUUAUCUUUGACAUCUCACGUCAAGAUAGCCUUCGAUUUGAACUAUCCAAGGAGUAUUUUAUACAUUGGGGAGUGUUAUUUGAAGUCAGCUCGACAUCUAAAUCAAAGUCUGAUAGCAAAGGAGGGCCAAAAUUAAAUGUUCUUGGGCUACCACCUAGUAUAGCUGAGCGAUGUCGUGCGGAACCCCGUUUACUUAUCGAGUUGCUAAGAAAGGAAGCAUGGAAACUCGAUGAACAAGGCGGCAGCGCCUUGCGGCUCACCCAAACGGACGCAAUACAGGAAAACAAUGAUAACACUACUGGACUACACUGGUUAGCCAGGUUUCAUGGAUGCCCCCACGGCAUCUUAGAGAUGAUUAACUCGAGGGCAUGCCGUAGCUCCAUCAUGUUCAACGACCUGCUUUCCCACGAAGAAUGCGUCGAUUUGGUAAAACGAUUGGCGGACUGCACCUUACCUUUUCAAUGUGCUCAUGGUAGGCCAUCAAUGAUACCAGUGGUCGAGAUAGGAAGUACCCUAAUGGGCGCGGGGGGGUUUGGGAUGCAUACAGGUAGUUUUGGCGAAGAUUUUAGGAGAUGGAAAUCAAGUAAACGUAAUUGAUAAUACUAGUGCUGGCUACACUGAAGUUCGCCUGGCACCCCUUCGGGGUGCUGCGCUUUAAUUAGCAAAAAUACCAGUAAUUAGCAUAGUACCCCUAUAGAAAACUUUCUAUACGAUUUACAUAUAAGAAUACUUGCCAAGACUCCCAUGUUAAUAAAGUACUUACAAUUAAGAGAGAAUCUCUCGUAAUG